This is a messenger RNA of Pteronotus mesoamericanus, 6012 nucleotides long. RefSeq names its product endosome-lysosome associated apoptosis and autophagy regulator family member 2 (gene ELAPOR2). NCBI's taxonomy places the organism in Eukaryota, Metazoa, Chordata, Mammalia, Chiroptera, Mormoopidae. The record is from RefSeq and is a predicted model, not a curated record. The coding region runs from base 1 to 3087 and encodes 1028 amino acids. Gene Ontology annotation, biological process: positive regulation of BMP signaling pathway. Gene Ontology annotation, cellular component: membrane. The transcript has 22 exons.
AUGCUGCUCCGCGCCCCGGGGCCGGCGCGCAGGAGGGGUCGGGGGCGGCCGCCGGGGGCUCCCCGCUGCGGGCUCUCGCCUUCCUGGAGCCCCGCCUGGCUUUGCUGCUGGGUGCUCGCCGGCUGCCAGGCGGCCUGGGCGGGGGACCUGUCCUCCUCCAGCCGCCCGCUUCCUCCUUGUCAGGAGAAAGAUUACCACUUUGAAUAUACAGAAUGUGACAGCAGCGGCUCCAGGUGGAGAGUUGCCAUUCCGAACUCUGCAGUGGACUGCUCUGGCCUGCCUGACCCAGUGAGAGGCAAAGAAUGCACUUUCUCCUGUGCUUCCGGGGAGUAUCUAGAGAUGAAGAACCAGGUAUGCAGUAAGUGUGGUGAAGGCACCUACUCCUUGGGCAGUGGCAUCAAAUUUGAUGAAUGGGAUGAACUGCCUGCAGGAUUCUCCAACGUUGCAACAUUCAUGGACACUGUGGUUGGCCCUUCUGACACCAGGCCAGAUGGCUGUAACAACUCUUCUUGGGUCCCCCGCGGAAAUUACAUAGAGUCAAAUCGUGAUGACUGCACUGUAUCUCUGAUCUAUGCUGUGCACCUUAAGAAGUCAGGUUAUGUCUUCUUUGAGUACCAGUAUGUCGACAACAACAUCUUCUUUGAGUUCUUUAUUCAGAACGAUCAGUGCCAGGAGAUGGACACCACUGCAGACAAGUGGGUCAAGCUCACAGACAGUGGCGAGUGGGGCUCUCAUUCUGUAAUGCUAAAAUCUGGUACAAACAUUCUAUACUGGAGAACUACAGGCAUCCUUAUGGGUUCUAAGGCAGUCAAGCCAGUUUUGGUAAAAAAUAUCACAAUUGAAGGAGUGGCGUACACAUCCGAGUGCUUUCCAUGCAAGCCAGGCACCUUCAGCAACAAACCAGGGUCGUUCAACUGCCAAGUGUGUCCCAGGAACACCUACUCUGAGAAAGGAGCCAAAGAGUGCAUAAAGUGUGCAGAGGACUCCCAAUUUUCAGAGGAAGGAUCCAGUGAGUGUACAGAGCGCCCUCCCUGUACCACAAAAGACUAUUUUCAGAUUCACACUCCAUGUGAUGAAGAUGGAAAGACACAGAUAAUGUACAAGUGGAUAGAGCCCAAAAUCUGCCGGGAAGAUCUCACAGAUGCUAUUAGGUUGCCCCCUUCUGGAGAGAAGAAGGAUUGUCCACCUUGCAACCCUGGAUUUUAUAACAAUGGAUCAUCUUCUUGCCAUCCCUGCCCUCCUGGGACAUUUUCAGAUGGAACAAAGGAAUGCAGACCAUGCCCAGCAGGAACAGAGCCUGCACUUGGGUUUGAAUAUAAAUGGUGGAAUGUCCUUCCUGGCAACAUGAAAACUUCCUGCUUUAAUGUUGGAAAUUCAAAGUGUGAUGGAAUGAAUGGCUGGGAGGUGGCUGGAGAUCAUAUCCAGAGUGGGGCUGGAGGUUCUGAUAAUGAUUACCUGAUUUUAAACUUGCAUAUCCCAGGAUUUAAACCACCAACCUCUAUGACUGGAGCCAUGGGUUCUGAACUGGGAAGAAUAACCUUUGUCUUUGAGACCCUCUGUUCUGCUGACUGUGUCCUGUACUUCAUGGUGGAUAUUAAUAGAAAAAGUACUAACGUGGUGGAAUCAUGGGGUGGAACCAAAGAAAAACAAGCUUACACCCACAUCAUCUUCAAGAAUGCAACCUUUACUUUUACAUGGGCAUUCCAGAGAACUAAUCAGGGUCAAGAUAAUAGACGGUUCAUCAAUGACAUGGUGAAGAUUUAUUCUAUCACUGCCACUAAUGCAGUUGAUGGGGUGGCGUCCUCAUGCCGUGCCUGUGCCCUCGGUUCUGAACAGUCGGGCUCAUCGUGUGUCCCCUGCCCCCCAGGCCACUACAUUGAGAAAGAAACCAACCAGUGCAAGGAGUGUCCACCUGACACCUACCUGUCCAUACAUCAGGUCUAUGGCAAGGAGGCUUGUAUUCCAUGUGGGCCUGGGAGUAGAAGCACUCGGGACCACUCAGUUUGCUAUAGUGACUGCUUUUUCUACCAUGAGAAAGAAAAUCAGAGUUUGCACUAUGACUUCAGCAACCUCAGCAGUGUGGGCUCGUUAAUGAAUGGCCCCAGCUUUACCUCGAAAGGAACAAAAUAUUUCCACUUCUUCAACAUUAGUUUAUGUGGGCACGAGGGGGAGAAGAUGGCUCUCUGUACCAACAAUAUAACAGACUUUACAGUAAAGGAAAUGGUGGCAGGGUCAGAUGAUUACACAAAUCUGGUAGGAGCAUUUGUAUGCCAGUCGACUAUCAUUCCUUCAGAAAGUAAGGGCUUCCGGGCAGCCUUGUCAUCACAAUCCAUCAUUCUGGCAGACACAUUUUUAGGAGUGACAAUUGAAACCGCAUUGCAAAAUAUUAAUAUAAAAGAAGAUAUGUUCCCAGUUUCACCAAGCCAAAUACCAGAUGUGCAUUUCUUUUAUAAGUCUUCUACGACUACAACAUCUUGUGUUAAUGGCCGGUCAACCGCUGUGAAAAUGAGAUGUAAUCCUACUAAACCAGGAGCUGGUGUGAUUUCAGUCCCCAGCAAGUGUCCAGCAGGCACCUGUGAUGGGUGUACCUUCUAUUUCCUGUGGGAGAGUGCUGAAGCUUGCCCUCUGUGCACGGAACAUGACUUUCAUGAAAUUGAGGGAGCCUGUAAGAGAGGAUUUCAGGAAACCUUAUAUGUAUGGAAUGAACCAAAAUGGUGCAUUAAAGGAAUUUCUUUGCCUGAGAAAAAGUUGUCAACAUGUGAAACAGUUGACUUUUGGCUGAAAGUGGGAGCAGGUGUGGGAGCUUUCACAGCUGUUUUGCUGGUGGCUCUAACUUGCUAUUUCUGGAAAAAGAAUCAGAAACUGGAGUACAAAUAUUCCAAAUUAGUAAUGACAACUAACUCAAAAGAGUGUGAACUCCCUGCUGCGGAUAGUUGUGCUAUUAUGGAAGGAGAAGAUAAUGAAGAGGAAGUUGUAUAUUCCAAUAAACAGUCACUACUGGGAAAACUCAAAUCCUUGGCAACAAAGGAAAAAGAAGACCAUUUUGAAUCUGUUCAGCUGAAAUCCUCAAGAUCUCCAAAUAUAUGAAAAGACUGUGCUGUAGCCUUCAGACUAAUGAACAAAGAAACCCGCUUUCUAGUUUUACAGGACCAUAGUUUAGAGCCCGUCCUUGUACCUGGCACGUUGGUGAUGUUACAGAGGAGGGCCAUGUUGCUGAAAAGGAAAGGAGAUUGAAAUGUUUGAUUGCCUUAUCCCAUGGUCAAGUAUCUUGCCAAAAAUAGGAAAGCAAAUGGUUUGGGUCUCAACUGAAGAUGAAGCUCAACUCAGGAAGAGAUUUAUCUGUAUAUACACACAUAACUGAAAACCAAGGUUAAGCCCACCAGUGCACUGUUGAUGCAUGCCAUAUAAUCAAUGGGUAACUUUCAUUCUUUAUAAUUCUACACAAAAAAUGUGCUUUGGAGGGCAGAUGUUAGCAUAUGCAUUGUGACCCCAUUUUUGUCAUUCUUUUGUUUAUAUUUUUGGGGAAGAUUUGAAAGCUUUUUAAAGGUAUAGUUAUUUUUUCCCGUUACUUAUUUUCUUAACAAGACCUUAAAAUAUCUUUUUUUAAAAAUUAAAAAUGAUGAACAAAAAAGACAAUAAGCUUUUCAUUUUUCCGUAGGGUAUCUUGGUUUCAGAAGCCUAAAUAAGCAGUAAUUUUUAGGAAGGAUCAGCAUGUGCUUGAGUUAUCUAAACUUACUAUUGCCUUUGAAAUUCCAUUCUUGUUGGAAUUGGUAAGAUGAGCUUGACUAGAAGUGUUGAAGGAAUCUUAAAAAAUAAAAAUGGAAGGAGAAACCUUGACUUUCCAUGAAUACAAUCAAGUGACACUAUCAUAGAAGUCAAAUGGUUUAAAACAGUUUAUGUAAUGCUUGAAGCAUGAUUUAAAAUGAGUGGGAGAGCUUCUUUAUCAAAUGACCUUGCAAAAUCAUGAGGAAUAAAGUGGGGUGACUUGUAUACAAGUACAGAUAGCUGUACAAACCUAUCAGAAUAAUUCUGUGGUCUCCAGAAAAAGGCAGCAGGAUAUUUGCCCUAUGUCAAGCGUCAAAGGUUACAUGGUUAUUGUUCUGCUACAAGACUUAGAGGAUUAUGGCUUCCAUGGAAGUUUUUUCUUUUUUGAGUAAAUAAGGCAGGAAUUCAAUUUUGGAAAAUUGAUUAUAAUUGUACUCAUAAGAAGAAUGUGGUUGUACCAUAAGCAGUUAUGAAAUAAGUGUUGCUGUUCUUAUUCAAAAGUGAUCCAGAUAAUUUGAUCUUUCCUGUGACAGGCAAAUUACUAGUAUUAGCAUGUCUUAAAUAUUAUUUGUUAAAAGAAGUUCAAAUGAAGUUGGAUUUGAACAACCUUGUGUAAACCCUGAUUGUUUUAGAACUAAGAAAGAGGGGAGUUUCCUGGCCAGUGAUGAUCUAAGGUGCUCUGGUUUGUUUCCAAUUAGUAGUAAUCUUUAUAGACCUUAUUCAACAUAUUUAAAAAGGCCCGUGGUUGGCUAAGAGAAGCAGGGCACAUGCGCAGGGUUUGUUGAAAUGUUUUGCCCUGUAUCUUUAGAUGAGGUAUGACUUGUAACUUUCAAUUUAGCAGGUUAUGUCUUUAUUUUUGUGGAAACUUGGAGCAAAAUAAAUAAUUGUAUUUAUCUGGCUGGUGGGUGAAACUCUGGAUGGUUAUUGUUGAAUGAAUGCUUAUCUUGUGUAUAUCUGUGCUGUUGGAUUCAUGAGCAUAUUGCCAUUAUUCUGUUGUUGUUUGUGAUAUUCAGGGAGGGCAUCACUAAGUCCAAACCUUUUUCAUGUUUAAUUUUUAAAAUUUUAUUAUAAAGAAGAAGUUAUUUUGGCAUUGCUCAUUUUUAUCUUGCUAACAGUGCUGAUGAGCCUUUCAAAAUUUAAACAGAAGAGUGAAAAUACAUUUGAAAUGCUCCCUUUUAAAUAGAAGAACCCUGGUGAAGUUGUACAACUGAACAGAGUCAGGAAGUUUCUGCACAGUCACCUGUCACUCUCUCUUGAACUUUGGCUGUGCUCAACGUGCAUGUCCCAAGCCAUAGGGAUAAUUGGGAUUUGCUCCCAGGUAGCUUCUUUUCUUCUCCUGUCACUGGACUAAAAUUUCUGACAUGUCAAAAUGCCUUAAAUUUUAAUGAACUCUCUGAAAAUGUAGUUGAUAUUGAAGAAUUUAUUUAUUUCUAAUUUUAGAUAUUAAGUAGAUUUUUGUCAGCUCAGUCCCAUAUUUGGAAUGGAGCUACCUUUUUCCUUUGGAUCCCAGUGGUUGUCAUUUUAUUCUGAGCACUAAAGAGGUAUGACAGAAAGAAUAUUAGGAGGAAAAUAUUCAGACCAAUCCUGGCUAUAAAACUCACUUUAAUUUUAAGUCUUGUCUUUGCAAAGUUCAAUGGAAUACUGAAAAGGCAUAAACAAAUUAAUCAUGUUUCUAUGACUUUUACUUGACCUUUGUUGUUUCUUUCCCCUCUCCAAGUGGUAGAAUAAGUUAUUCGUUAUUUUUCUAAAAGGCACAGUUUUGAAGCCUUAAAUAACUUUAUUAAGUCAGUCAACUGUCACCUAUAAUAUCUCUUAGCACUCUGUCAAAAUAUAUUUAAAUCAGUUUUUCACUGGAUGAGACCAUGACUUCUAUGGAUAAAUCAUAUCAUGCCAUUUAACAAUGUUGAGCAAUUUGAUAUGUGUUCACUUGAUUUAAAAGACCGAAUUUUAUUCUUGUUGACUUUUCCUCUCUUUGGUUACUGGUAAUCAAGUUCUUUCCAGGAUUAAAAAUGUUUCAUAGUAUUUUUGUGUAGACUUUUGUCAUUAUUUUCUUCCCAAGGAGAAAAGGUGGGUUAAAUGGUUAAUGGAAGAAUUGCUUGGGUCCAGUCAUUUACCACCUGGGAUCUCCAGGUUUCCAGGUGGUGGAUCAUGAUUGACAAUGGUUUUCAAGAUCAAUAUGCUCAACUGUCCAUUGACCUAUAUCAAUAAACUACUUCUUGUGGUUCAUGGUUAUUCCUAAUGGGAGGC